This is a messenger RNA of Penicillium longicatenatum, 1389 nucleotides long. RefSeq names its product putative nucleoporin. Gene Ontology annotation, molecular function: structural constituent of nuclear pore. NCBI's taxonomy places the organism in Eukaryota, Fungi, Ascomycota, Eurotiomycetes, Eurotiales, Aspergillaceae. Gene Ontology annotation, cellular component: nuclear pore central transport channel; nuclear pore. The transcript has 3 exons. Bases 1 to 1389 code for a protein of 462 amino acids. The record is from RefSeq and is a predicted model, not a curated record. Gene Ontology annotation, biological process: NLS-bearing protein import into nucleus; nuclear pore organization; protein localization to nuclear inner membrane.
AUGUUUGGAGCUGUCUCGAACCCAAACCAGGGAAGCCUAUUCGGCAACAAUGCGAAUAAGCCCAGUGCCUUUGGAGGCUUGGGCCCAAGCACAAACCCCGCUGCCCCGGCUUCUGGUGGAGGAUUAUUCGGUCAGCCACAGAACCAGACUCAGCAGGCCUCGACAGGGGGACUUUUCGGCAAUACGACAACAUCCCAGCCACAACAGCAGACAGGGGGCUUAUUCGGCUCGACUACUGCUCAGAAGCCGGCGGGUGGCUUGUUUGGUGGUGGCCUAGGGCAGCAACCGCAGCAACAGCAACAGCCCCAGCAAACUGGAGGCCUGUUUGGCACUGCGCCAAAGCCCGCUGGUAGUCUUUUUGGUGGUGGCUUGGGGCAGUCAACACAAGCACAGCAACCUGCAUCCAGCGGGGGACUUUUCAGUGGUGGUCUUGGUGCCAGCACACAGCAACAACAGCCCCAGCAACAACAGAGCAACCUCUUCGGUGGAUCGCUGCUCGGUGGACAGCAACAACAGGGACAGCAGCCUCAGCAAUCACAAUUUGGACAAACUACCAUGGUACAGCCACAGGGACAACAGCAAGAGCAAUCGCUUUCGUCGAGUUUGUGGUCUCCUGGUCGUGCAAUUACAGGAGUUCACCGGACUGUGCCUAUGCAAAUGUCUAUUGUCAAGGACAAGUGGGAUGCUCCUAACCGCGAUUCCCCGUUCCGAGCCUACCUCUACAACAGUGUCGGAGAAGAGGCUGCGCCAUUUUAUCAACCUGGUCCCGAAGAUGAUGCGACCAAGUGGGAGGAGGCUCUGCGUCAGCGCCCAGAUUCAAGUUAUGUCCCAGUUCUUGUCAAGGGCUUUUGGGAGCUUGGCAAGCGUGCACAGCGACAGAAGGAUUUCCUCUGCAUGAUGCAGUCACGCCUUCACGAAAUCAACACCUGCUUGACCGACCUUCUCUCGCGCCAUGAUCUUAAAAUUUCCCUCAAGAUUGCAGACUGUCGGCGAAAGCACAUGGUUCUUAGCAAGCGUUGUCUUGCCUUAGCGGCCAAGACCCAGGUGUUGCGCAACCGAGGCUAUGCAAUGGAUGAGGCGGAAGAGGAAUUGAAGAAAAAGCUGGCUACCCUUGAACGCUCAGUCUUUGAUCCAUCUCUGAAUGGCCGAGGCGAGGAGAUCUGGGCCCGCAUGCUAGCUAUUCAUGAGCAAGGCAAGCGCCUGCAGGCAGAAAUUGACCGUGCCGGAGGUAGUGCGGCGUUGAACUCCGAAGAUGAGAUUGAUGAGCAGACCAUGAAGACAGCCAAGAAGAUUCUCGAUGAUUACCAUGCGCAGAUUCAGCAUCUGCAGAAGGAAUUGACAUCGGUCAAGAAGGAGUUUGAAGACGCCCAGAAAGUGAACGGGAACUAA